Molecule: messenger RNA, 11016 nt
Organism: Peronospora belbahrii
Lineage: Eukaryota; Oomycota; Peronosporomycetes; Peronosporales; Peronosporaceae
Source: the annotation of a GenBank genome assembly
AUGAAGAAGCAGCUGGAUAACGUACGAGUUGACAUGGAGACGGUCAGUAGUCAGAGUAAGAAGACUCAGGAGCAGCAAAAGCUUGAGUGUAAGGACGUGGAAGAGAAGGACAUUUUGGUGACGCUACAAGACGUUAAUGGACGAUAUCAGACGAUGAAACAAGAGCUUGAGGAAAAAGAGAACGAGGGGCCGAUUUUUAUGUCAAAGGUAGAAGCUUUUGACGUGAAGAUGCAAUUACAGCAAGAGACAAUGAGUGAGAUUGAAGAAAAAGAUGCAAUACGAAGUAGUGAACGAAAUGAAAAGGUACAAAAAGCUGCUGUUCGAUUGGCACAGGAAGAAGCACGUGUCCUGAUGUUUCAAGAAGAGAACAAUCGACUGAUGAAUCAAGUAGCAGAGAUGUUGGAAAAUCAACAACAACAGGAACGAGAUAUGCAAAUUUUGAUGAAGGAAAAUGAACGUUUACAAUUGAAAAUGGGCGAGUUGAGGCAACAACUUGGACGAGCUCAACAAGAGCAACAGGAUACAGAGCAAAUGUAUUUUGAAGUCGCGUCGAAUCUAAAUCACGCACGAAGGCAUCUUGACGAGCUGAAACAAGUGACAGGACACGAAGAUGUGGGUGAGGAUGUUGACCGUGUGCGCGAGUUGAAAACGCAGAUGGCGAACUGGGAGCCUGAAAAAGCUGCUAGUGCGGAGAAAUGGAUGCUAGAGAAGCAGCAGCUUACACAGCAGAUCGAGUCGCUCACGUCUGCGAAUGAGAAGGCUAAUGCAGAGCUAGUUAACGUGGCGCAUAUUCGUGAACAGUUACUUGUAGAUGUUGGCAUCGAUCUAACGUACGAGAGCAUUAAGUUGCUUUUUGAUACGAAAAAUAAUGAGAUUCAGAUGCUCACAGAUCAGCUCUCAACUGCGGAUGAUUUUCAGGAGCAGGUUAUUUGUGAGGCAAUUAGUGCUGGCGUUGCUGAAGCAGAAGCCCUACGGUCACAGCUAAAGACUCUCCAGACUCAGUAUACUUUUGAAGCUUCUGAAAAGCUUGAGCGAGAUAAGACAAUCGAGGAACUUCGCGCAGAUUUGGAACGGGUGGCAGAAGAACACUCAUCCUUGCUUUUGGCUAACGAAUACGAAUGUCGACGUGCUUGCGAAGCACUUGCGGAAAUUGAGCAACUAAGGAAGCAGCUCAAGAAAGAAAAGAUAGAAAAGGAGCAGCUAAGCGACGAUUUCUUUGUGAUUGAGUCCAAGAUCGAAGCGUUGGUUGCUGUGUUGCAGGUAGAAAAACGAACAUUUGCCGAUGUUGAUACCAAAAUCAGUGACCAUUCACGAUUAGGGAUACUUAAGAAGUACUUGGACUACGUUCAAGAACAAUAUGUUAGUGCAGUGAAAGCGAACCAAAGGCAAGAUGAAGCAGAAUUGCUUCAGAAAAGGAUACAUCGAUACGAGGUGGAGAAUCAGCUUGUAUCAGCGAAGCUGGAAGAGUGUGAGAUUGCACUCAAGGCUAACGCUGAGAAGUUUGCUGUAAGAGGGCUAGGUACCAGUUUUGACGCGGAAAAAAAAUAUGCACUUUUGGGUGAUGAUGCUGGCUCCGUGAUAUCAGCUGGCAAAACUGGUGAGAGUUGUAAUGGAGAUUCUCCCGGUCUUGAGCGUGAACUGGAGUUAACGAGGGCUCAGUUACACGCGGUUGAGGCAGAAAUGGCUGCGUGCAAAUCUGAGAAUUUGCGAAUGAUUUUUGAAGUAGCCAAAACAGCAGAUAGUGUAUCGAGGCUUAAAAAGGAUCACGAAGUAUUGCUAGGGACACAUCGAGAGAAAUCGUUGGAACUGCAAACGAUGAUAGUACAAUAUAUGUCAAUGGAAUCUGUAAACCAAACGCUUGCGUCCGAUCUCACGAGCAAGUCGGAUGAUCUGCAAUGUUGUCUUGAGGCCUUUGCGAUGCAAAGAGAAGACUUCCAAUCUAUUAUUGCUGACCUGAACAUUAAGGCCGAACAGGAGUACAACAAGAUAAAGCGUGACAUGGAGGAUAUAAAGGCCGAAAAUGAUGUUUUGGAGGAACGGAUGAGUGAGUUGCUUGCCAUUGCCGACAGCAGAUCUGAGCCAGAUGAGCGGCAAGAAAAGAAUCGCGAAGUCGAAGAGUUGAGGUCUUCAUUAGUUCAAGCUAAGGUGAACUUUUUGGAACAAAAGCAGCAGCUUUCGGCUCUUGAAAAGAAGCUUGUGGAUGUGUCAAAGCUGGGCAGUUCUACUUGCACAGUGAACAACGUACUGGACGCUGAGCGACGAGAAUUUGAGGCCGCUUUGAUUGAAAUGAUUGAGAUGGAAAAGAAGCUUCAAGUUGCCUAUGAAGCGAAACAGUGUCUUGAGUCUGCGCUGCAAGAACGUAUGGAGGCAAAGGCAGAACUUGAAGAUCGGCUGUCUGUUGCAGAGGACAAGAUUGCGGAACUGGAGCAGCAGCUGGAACAGAAGGUUGCUCUUAUUGCCACAAUUGAAGAGCAAUUGCGGUCAGUUGAAGAAGAACGAGAAAAACUAGCUGAUGAGUAUACAAAGACCAAGUCGAAGCUAGAGCGUAGUCGAGGAAAGCUGGAGGAGAAAGCAAUCGAGUUGGAGACAUUUAAAACAACGACAAACAUGCUAAAAGACGAACGCACUCGGUUGUUCAACGAGAUCGCCCUGCUGAAGGACAAAAUUGCGAAAUCUGAAGUCCAAAAGGCUGAAAUGGCUGAUUCACAGGAGCUUGCAAAUGAGGAGCUAGAAGAUCAGCUGAACGAACUUGCCGAUAAAAUAGCCGAGAUAGAGGCAGAAAAGCAGGAUCUUCGUGCACGACUUGAGGACACUGUUUACCAGUCUGAGGAGGAUAUUCACCAAUUGAGGGAGCGGCUCUAUAUACUAGAGGAGGAAAAGUCGGGCAUGGACGAUGAUAACUUGAAUCUUGAGAGGACCAUUGAAGAUUUAAAAGCAAAGCUUGGUACUCUUGAAGAGCAAAAAGAGAAGCUUGAAGCAGCAAAUGAGUCAAGCUGUCAUCAGCUUAUUCUUUUGGAAGAUCGAGUAGAGAAGGCUACUAGUGAAAUUGCAACGUUGUCUGUUGAAAAACACAAUCUGACUGAUUUGCAGCAGUCACUUGAGGGAAAUUUGUCCGCGCUUCAUGACGAAAAGGCGAAGCGCGAGCAGACACUGGAAGAAGCUACUUUGAAGCUACGCGACGAACUAGACCAGAUGAUUGUACGAGUUGGAACGUUGCAGACCCAGCUUACGCAAAGUGUUGCUGAAAAGCAAGAGUUAUCGAUAGCCUUGACGGGGCUUCAAGAGCGUUUUCAGACAGAUAAAUUGGCUCACGAAGAAGUUGUUGCAAAGCUUGAGCUACAGACCUCUGAAAACAAAGCUUUUGAGAACAAGAUAAGAGUUUUGAAACAAAUGGCGGAGAAAGCGUUACAGUCUGUACAGGCUAACCACGACAAGUUAUCUGAAGCUGAAUCGCGCGCGGCUGUUCUAGUCGAAGAGCGUGAUACGGCGGGUUUAUUGUUGCAUGAAAAAGAGCUCGCAAACAAGGCUUUGGCUACCCAAUGCGAAAGCUUGCAGCAGCAGGUUAACAAGCUGAAUAGUGCGUAUGAGAUCUUGGAACGCAAACAACUAGAGGAGGCAGAUGCAGCUAAGGAGACUAUUUGCAGCCUGACGGACGCUGAGGCCAAAUUAGUGGAGUCGAUAGAGUCGCUAAAACGAGAAAUGGCCGAAGCUGAAUCGUGUAUUAUGGUAUUGGUAGAAGAACGGGAUGAGGCGAGAAAGGAUCUAACCACUAAGGACUUAAAGAUCGAAAUGAUGACAGCCCAACAAGGAGAACUUGAUUUAGCGGUUGAAAAGCUGGAGAACGAACUAAGAAUUUUGCAAGGUCAACACGCAACAGAAGCAAAAGCGGCCGAGGAGGUAAUUUGCAAUCUCAGGAAGUCAAAUGCGCAAGCAGAGACAAGAGUUGAUGAUCUGAACGAGUCACUGCUUGAAGCAGGAAGGUCGCUUCAGUCAAUUCACCAGCAGCUAACCGAAUCUGAGCUACACGUUCGAGCGCUAGAGAAAGAACGUGAUGUUAUCCGAUCCUUUUUGACUGAAAAGGAGUCGACACAUGAGAUAUUGAGCACACUUCAGGAGGAUUUACAGAAGAAAAUGGAUGUCUUGGAGUUGGAAUUAAAGGAGUUACGCGAAACUAGUUCGGCAGAGCUGGCAGCUGCAAACGACACUAUCGCUUGCCUACAAAUGCUAGAGGUUGACCAAGCAGAAAAGCUAGCUGUUGUUCGUCAGGAGCUUGCAGAAGCUGAAGGAUGCGUAUUGGUUUUAGUUGAAGAGCGUGAUGCAGCGAAGAAGAUGCUCAGCAAACGAGAGUUAACUAUUGAAGUUCUUGGCGCUGAGCAUGGUGAGCUACAGUUGAAGAGUCAAUCUAUGACUACUGAAUUGGAUGCUCUACGAAAUAAAACUGCAGCGGAGGCUCGAGCUGCAGAGGUGUAUGUACAAAAUUUGAAGGAGGAACUAAGAUGUGCAACAGAGUCAUUGAAAUUAGCUCAAGAGGAGGUAGCGGCGUCAGAAUUGCGCUUGGCCUCACUGACUGCCGAAUUUGAGGCUGUUGGCAAAACGCUGAGCGAUUUCGACACUGAACAUAAGACCUUGAAUUCUCAAAAAAAGGAUCUUGAAGAGUGCAUCGAGAAUCUGAAAGCCAAGAUUGAGAAUCUGGAAACUGAUCAUGCGGCUUCGUUAACAUCUUCCGAAGAAGCAGUUCAUAUGCUAAAAACAUCUGAAGCUGAGCUAAAAGAAUUACUAGAAUUGCUUCAGAGGGAACUAUCAGACUCAGCGUUUCGCUCACAGUCUUUAGCUGAUGAGUGCGAUUGCUUAAGGGAAACCUUGAGCAAAAACGAAAAAAUAAUUAGUUACUCUACGCACCAGACUGAACAUUAUCAGCAACGAACCCUUUCAUUGGAAAACGAACUACAACAGAUGCAAAGACAGCGUGAGAGCGAUACGCUGACGGCAGAGGAGACGAUACGUAGCCUGCAUGAGUCGGAAUUGCAGACCGUGGCGACACUAGAGGCGACUCGCCAGGAGUUAUGUGAGACCCAGGCGCGAGCUGUGUCCGCUGAGGAAGAACGCGAGGCUGCGCGCAAGGCUCUAAGCGAGUUGGAGUCGCACCGUGAAUCCCAAAGCGCGGAGGCGGAAAGCCUGCAGAAGCGUAUCCAGUCACUGGAGAACGUGGCGACACUAGAGGCGACUCGCCAGGAGUUAUGUGAGACCCAGGCGCGAGCUGUGUCCGCUGAGGAAGAACGCGAGGCUGCGCGCAAGGCUCUAAGCGAGUUGGAGUCGCACCGUGAAGCCCAAAGCGCGGAGGCGGAAAGCCUGCAGAAGCGUAUCCAGUCACUGGAGAGUGAGCUACAAGAGCUGCGAAGCCAGCAGGCGACUCGCCAGGAGUUAUGUGAGACCCAGGCGCGAGCUGUGUCCGCUGAGGAAGAACGCGAGGCUGCGCGCAAGGCUUUAAGCGAGUUGGAGUCGCACCGUGAAGCCCAAAGCGCGGAGGCGGAAAGCCUGCAGAAGCGUAUCCAGUCACUGGAGAGUGAGCUACAAGAGCUGCGAAGCAGCAUCGUGGCGACACUAGAGGCGACUCGCCAGGAGUUAUGUGAGACCCAGGCGCGAGCUGUGUCCGCUGAGGAAGAACGCGAGGCUGCGCGCAAGGCUCUAAGCGAGUUGGAGUCGCACCGUGAAGCCCAAAGCGCGGAGGCGGAAAGCCUGCAGAAGCGUAUCCAGUCACUGGAGAGUGAGCUACAAGAGCUGCGAAGCCAGCGUGAGAGCGAUACGCUGACGGCAGAGGAGACGAUACGUAGCCUGCAUGAGUCGGGAUUGCAGACCGUGGCGACACUAGAGGCGACUCGCCAGGAGUUAUGUGAGACCCAGGCGCGAGCUGUGUCCGCUGAGGAAGAACGCGAGGCUGCGCGCAAGGCUCUAAGCGAGUUGGAGUCGCACCGUGAAGCCCAAAGCGCGGAGGCGGAAAGCCUGCAGAAGCGUAUCCAGUCACUGGAGAGUGAGCUACAAGAGCUGCGAAGCCAGCGUGAGAGCGAUACGCUGACGGCAGAGGAGACGAUACGUAGCCUGCAUGAGUCGGAAUUGCAGACCGUGGCGACACUAGAGGCGACUCGCCAGGAGUUAUGUGAGACCCAGGCGCGAGCUGUAUCCGCUGAGGAAGAACGCGAGGCUGCGCGCAAGGCUUUAAGCGAGUUGGAGUCGCACCGUGAAGCCCAAAGCGCGGAGGCGGAAAGCCUGCAGAAGCGUAUCCAGUCACUGGAGAGUGAGCUACAAGAGCUGCGAAGCCAGCGUGAGAGCGAUACGCUGACGGCAGAGGAGACGAUACGUAGCCUGCAUGAGUCGGGAUUGCAGAUCGUGGCGACACUAGAGGCGACUCGCCAGGAGUUAUGUGAGACCCAGGCGCGAGCUGUGUCCGCUGAGGAAGAACGCGAGGCUGCGCGCAAGGCUCUAAGCGAGUUGGAGUCGCACCGUGAAUCCCAAAGCGCGGAGGCGGAAAGCCUGCAGAAGCGUAUCCAGUCACUGGAGAGUGAGCUACAAGAGCUGCGAAGCCAGCGUGAGAGCGAUACGCUGACGGCAGAGGAGACGAUACGUAGCCUGCAUGAGUCGGGAUUGCAGAUCGUGGCGACACUAGAGGCGACUCGCCAGGAGUUAUGUGAGACCCAGGCGCGAGCUGUGUCCGCUGAGGAAGAACGCGAGGCUGCGCGCAAGGCUCUAAGCGAGUUGGAGUCGCACCGUGAAGCCCAAAGCGCGGAGGCGGAAAGCCUGCAGAAGCGUAUCCAGUCACUGGAGAGUGAGCUACAAGAGCUGCGAAGCCAGCGUGAGAGCGAUACGCUGACGGCAGAGGAGACGAUACGUAGCCUGCAUGAGUCGGAAUUGCAGACCGUGGCGACACUAGAGGCGACUCGCCAGGAGUUAUGUGAGACCCAGGCGCGAGCUGUGUCCGCUGAGGAAGAACGCGAGGCUGCGCGCAAGGCUCUAAGCGAGUUGGAGUCGCACCGUGAAGCCCAAAGCGCGGAGGCGGAAAGCCUGCAGAAGCGUAUCCAGUCACUGGAGAGUGAGCUACAAGAGCUGCGAAGCCAGCGUGAGAGCGAUACGCUGACGGCAGAGGAGACGAUACGUAGCCUGCAUGAGUCGGGAUUGCAGAUCGUGGCGACACUAGAGGCGACUCGCCAGGAGUUAUGUGAGACCCAGGCGCGAGCUGUGUCCGCUGAGGAAGAACGCGAGGCUGCGCGCAAGGCUCUAAGCGAGUUGGAGUCGCACCGUGAAGCCCAAAGCGCGGAGGCGGAAAGCCUGCAGAAGCGUAUCCAGUCACUGGAGAGUGAGCUACAAGAGCUGCGAAGCCAGCGUGAGAGCGAUACGCUGACGGCAGAGGAGACGAUACGUAGCCUGCAUGAGUCGGAAUUGCAGACCGUGGCGACACUAGAGGCGACUCGCCAGGAGUUAUGUGAGACCCAGGCGCGAGCUGUGUCCGCUGAGGAAGAACGCGAGGCUGCGCGCAAGGCUCUAAGCGAGUUGGAGUCGCACCGUGAAGCCCAAAGCGCGGAGGCGGAAAGCCUGCAGAAGCGUAUCCAGUCACUGGAGAGUGAGCUACAAGAGCUGCGAAGCCAGCGUGAGAGCGAUACGCUGACGGCAGAGGAGACGAUACGUAGCCUGCAUGAGUCGGAAUUGCAGACCGUGGCGACACUAGAGGCGACUCGCCAGGAGUUAUGUGAGACCCAGGCGCGAGCUGUGUCCGCUGAGGAAGAACGCGAGGCUGCGCGCAAGGCUCUAAGCGAGUUGGAGUCGCACCGUGAAGCCCAAAGCGCGGAGGCGGAAAGCCUGCAGAAGCGUAUCCAGUCACUGGAGAGUGAGCUACAAGAGCUGCGAAGCCAGCGUGAGAGCGAUACGCUGACGGCAGAGGAGACGAUACGUAGCCUGCAUGAGUCGGAAUUGCAGACCGUGGCGACACUAGAGGCGACUCGCCAGGAGUUAUGUGAGACCCAGGCGCGAGCUGUGUCCGCUGAGGAAGAACGCGAGGCUGCGCGCAAGGCUCUAAGCGAGUUGGAGUCGCACCGUGAAGCCCAAAGCGCGGAGGCGGAAAGCCUGCAGAAGCGUAUCCAGUCACUGGAGAGUGAGCUACAAGAGCUGCGAAGCCAGCGUGAGAGCGAUACGCUGACGGCAGAGGAGACGAUACGUAGCCUGCAUGAGUCGGAAUUGCAGACCGUGGCGACACUAGAGGCGACUCGCCAGGAGUUAUGUGAGACCCAGGCGCGAGCUGUGUCCGCUGAGGAAGAACGCGAGGCUGCGCGCAAGGCUCUAAGCGAGUUGGAGUCGCACCGUGAAGCCCAAAGCGCGGAGGCGGAAAGCCUGCAGAAGCGUAUCCAGUCACUGGAGAGUGAGCUACAAGAGCUGCGAAGCCAGCGUGAGAGCGAUACGCUGACGGCAGAGGAGACGAUACGUAGCCUGCAUGAGUCGGAAUUGCAGACCGUGGCGACACUAGAGGCGACUCGCCAGGAGUUAUGUGAGGCUCAGGCGCGAGCGGUGUUCUUUGAAAGCGAAUAUAAUUCGCUGGUGGUGGUCGUAAAGGAGAAGGAGGGUGUGCUGGGUAUGCUGCGUGGUGAGAAGUUUACGUUGCUUGGCAAGGUACAAUCUUUGGAGGCUCGCAUUGCUGGUCUUGACUACGAGCUGGAAGAGAGGGCAAAGGAGUUGUCGAUUGGAGCUCAGCAGAUCGAGAGGCUUGAAAGUCAAGUGGGUCAGACCCAAAGACAGCUUGGUGAUCAACUACGAACUUCUGAAGCUGCCUCAGCAGAAGAACUUGAGAAGUUGAAGGAUCAAGUAGCGUCGUUGUCCGUGGCGUCCGGCUCGGCCAUCAAAGAACUAAGCUUCCUUCGUGAACAAAGAGUGGCUGAGGAAGAAAGCUAUGCCGCAGGAAUUGCUCGAAAGGACGAUGUGAUUUUGACGCUGAAAAUGAAGCUUGAGGAAGUGAUGGGGGCGUACAAGCGGCUAAAGGGACACCUGAAAGAAUUACAGGACCGAUUGACGCAACAAAGCACAAGCAACGCCUACUUGAAGACGUCAAAUGAUGAGCUGAAGGCUCUGUACUCUGCUUCUACGAUGGAGCUAGAUGCGUUAAAAGCCGAGUUUGCUUUGUUCCGUGCACAACCAGUUGCAAUGGAAGAAGAACUGCGCCAAUCAAAUGAAAAAAUUGCACAAUACGAAACCCAGAUCGAAGACUUCAAGAAGCGUGUAGUAGCGUAUGAUGACGAAGUUGCUCAGGUGCAGAAGCAACAGGAUAUGGCGUUGCACGAUCAAAAAGAGAAGCUACUGAUGGCUUUUGCUGCGCGUGACGAGGCCGCGCAAUUGAAGGUGGUGAAGCUAGAGAAGUCACUUGUGGUGCUGACUGAAUCUGUUGAGCAAAAAGAACAUGAGAUACAAAGCAUGGCAGAACGCUUGCGGCAUAUUGAACAGGAGCAAGUCAAAGCUGGAAGUGACCAGGAGGAAAAAGUCCGAAAAUAUGAAGCCGAACGGAUGGAGCUUGUAGCACAAUUGUCUUCUGCAAGUGAGACCAUUGAGAAGCUCAGCUUAGCAACUGACGCUAGCGUUAGUAUAGAACGUGAAACCAUGUCACAGCUUGCUAAACAGAUUACGCAACUUGAAUUGGAAGUGAAAGUUCAGACGGAGGGAGCUAAUGCUGCACGUGUAGCACUUGAAACGUACAAGAAACGCGCCCAUAUCGCAUUAAAGAAGGCGUUGAGUGAAAACAAGCUAAAUUUGAAGAAGGCUGCCGAGAGCGCGAUGAAGUUGGAGAACGAGGUACUGUUGGCAAAGGGUCGAAUAAGCAUCCUUAAAAUAGAGUUGGAGGAGGCACGAAGACGUAUGGUGGAAAUUGAGAGUGCUGGAGACAUACUUGCGCAGAACACAUGCAAAGCUCUAGAGGCUGACAAACGUUCUCAGGAGGCUGUCCGGCAAUUAGAAAUUGACAGCCUCAAGGCGGAAGUGAGACAGUUAAAGGAAGCAUUGGACAGUGAAAAGGUGCGUCUUGAGUUUCAAAUGAAGCAGCUCACGGAACGCAAUGGAGCUUUGAAUAACGAGAUUGCUUCACUUCAAGACGAAGUUCGUAUUCAAAACACUGUUGCUGAGGAGGCCGUCCGAGCGAAGGAAAAAGAGAUAUACGACUUGUCAAAGCAAUUGCAUGCUGCACUUGCUGCUGUCGCAUCUCUCGCUAGCAAUGAAGCUGGAGGACGUCAUUCGAGCUCUCCUCCUCCUUUGUCACCGAUUGAAAAAGAGAGACGCUCUACGGUAUCUUCGACGCACUCGUUUGGAUCUGAAAGAAACAAUAGUUUUUUCGAAGAGCAGCGUAAUCAUCACCUUGCUGCUGCUGUUGAGGAUUUGUGUCCUAUUUCCCUUGCGUCAAAGAUGACAGGUCCCAAUUGCGUGGAACAGCAUUUAACGGCUCCAGUGGAUGAUGACAACGACGAGAUUGUGAGCUUGAAACGAUUACUGCAGGAGAUGGAGUCCAAGUCCAUUGUCUUUCAAAAAAAGUAUGAAGACGCAUGUGCAUUGCUAGAACAAGCCCAUCGACAGAACGAGCAUUUUGGAAAGCAUUCGGCACAGGAUCUGAACAUUGAGUAUUUGAAGAAUGUGGUGAUCAAGUACAUUGCGAGUCAAGUCCGGAGUGAAAAAGACCAGUUAGUGCCUGUUAUUGCGGCAUUGCUUCAUUUUAGUCCACAAGAACAUCAUCAAGUGAUGGUCGCACACCGAAAGACAAGUGACGAGAGUGGAGGAUUAUUUGGUGGUGUGUUUUCUCUGUUUGGAGCAAGCACCAUGACCACAUCAGUGCCAAAACCUCUACAUUAUUACAAGCCUUCUUCGUCUACAAUUGGAAGCGACAAGAUAUCCGAAACUGCAGUGGACAGCAAGGAAAAGAAUGGCAUUCUUGCAUCUAGUAAUGCUGAUCCAAGUGAUGACGAAAACUUUGUGAUACCUUUGAAUCCAUUUGCUGUCUAG